This is a messenger RNA of Metopolophium dirhodum (rose-grain aphid), 3932 nucleotides long. RefSeq names its product histidine decarboxylase (gene Hdc). The record is from RefSeq and is a predicted model, not a curated record. The transcript is spliced from 18 exons. The coding region runs from base 141 to 2060 and encodes 639 amino acids. Lineage: Eukaryota; Metazoa; Arthropoda; Insecta; Hemiptera; Aphididae. Gene Ontology annotation, biological process: histamine biosynthetic process; L-histidine catabolic process. Gene Ontology annotation, molecular function: pyridoxal phosphate binding; histidine decarboxylase activity.
UCAUAAGAAGUCUUGUCGGUAUAAGAAUAUAUCGUCUCACGGCGUCUCAGAGUUAUCUCCGAUGACAGCAAUACAAACGUAUUGAUUAAAAUUAACAAUUAAUUUUGAUAAAACCUAAUUUGUUACCCCUAUCUACACUAAUGGAUUUCGACGAAUAUAGAAUGAGAGGAAAAAUAAUGAUAGACUAUAUAGCAGACUAUUUAGAAACUAUACGGGAAAGGCGUGUCUACCCGAACGUGCAUCCAGGAUACCUGAGAAACUUAACACCAGAUUGUGCUCCCGUCGAACCAGAAUCGUGGGACCACAUAAUGGACGACGUCGAGAACAUCAUUAUGCCUGGGAUUACGCACUGGCAAUCACCUCAGAUGCACGCUUAUUUUCCCGCGCUGAAUUCGUUUCCGUCGCUGCUAGGUGAUAUGCUGGCAGACGCAAUCAACUGUCUGGGAUUCACAUGGGCCAGUAGCCCCGCUUGCACGGAAUUGGAAAUCUUAGUGAUGAACUGGCUAGGAAAGAUGAUCGGACUGCCCGAAGCGUUUUUACACACGCACAACGAGAGCAAAGGAGGAGGCGUCAUACAGACUACAUCAAGUGAAGCUACAUUUGUUUGCUUGUUAGCUGCCAGGACUCAGGCGAUCCGUCGUAUACAGGAGAUAAAUCCAGAACUAGAAGAUGUAGAAAUAAACAGUAGACUAGUGGCUUACUGUUCAGAUCAGGCUCAUUCAUCAGUCGAAAAAGCGGGUCUCAUCGGGCUCGUUAAAAUGCGAUUUAUCGAAAGUGACGAUUCCUUAUCACUAAGGGGAGCUCAAGUUAUGGAAGCUAUCGCCACUGAUAAAAAACAAAACUUGAUACCGUUUUUUCUUUGUGCGACGUUGGGUACAACUGGGGCUUGUGCGUUUGACAAACUUGAAGAACUCGGACCGAUAUGCCACGCGGAAGAUAUGUGGUUUCAUGUCGACGCGGCUUAUGCGGGUACAGCGUUCAUAUGUCCGGAAUUUCGUCAUUGGCUAUCGGGUGUCGCAUACGCGGACUCAAUUGCGUUCAAUCCAAGCAAAUGGAUGAUGGUUCAUUUUGAUUGCACAGCUAUGUGGGUCAAGAACAGUGAAUGCCUUCAUCGUACUUUCAACGUCGAUCCAUUAUAUUUACAACAUGAAAAUUCGGGACUCGCUAUCGACUAUAUGCACUGGCAAAUACCAUUGAGUAAAAGAUUUAGAGCGUUGAAACUGUGGUUUGUGAUUCGCUGUUUUGGAAUAAAAGGUCUUCAAAAACACAUCAGAGGAGGUGUUCAGUUGGCAAGCAAAUUUGAACUUCUUGUGUUGAAUGAUAAAAGAUUCGAAAUACCUGCAGCUAGACACUUAGGCUUGGUCGUUUUUCGUCUGCGUGGAGAAAAUCAUUUAACUGAAAGACUGUUAAAGCGCUUAAAUUCUAAAGGAAGAAUUCACUGUGUUCCUGCAUCACUUAAAGGCAAAUAUGUUAUACGUUUCACUGUAACGUCACAAUAUACUACAAUUUCGGACAUCACAAGAGAUUGGGCUGAAAUUAAAGCGACGGCUACUGAAAUCAUCAACGACGAUAAAGCUGACACUACUUACAAUAAAUCAAAAGUUUCGUUGGCUGAUACACGUAAUUGGAAUAAUAACUUCGGUGCUAGUCUACUACUAGCGAAUUCACCUAUGUCACCGAAAGUAGUAAACGGGAGCUUUGCCGCAUUAUUUGAUAACGGAGACGAUUGGUCACGGAAACUAUUGAGAAGUGAAAUGAAAGACAGCUCUUCAAUGAGAAGAAGAAUUCGCGGGAUUCUGAUGUCGGGAAAACAGUUUUCUUUGGAUUCACGUAUGGAUCUAGUCCAGGGAAUGGUUCCAACUGCAUCGAAGAAGGCAAUCAUGUCAGAGUGCACUACGAAUCCUUCGGAAGAAACUUCAGAAAAUAAGAACACUGAGAGUGAUGAAAAAGAGAAGAACGGAGAACCAAAAAAUUCAAAAUCUCGUAUUUUUCGUCUUCCACAACAUGAAACCAAUCUAACUCCUUUGAUUGAAGGCAAUAACGCAGAUCUUAUAGAUUAGUAAAAUCACAUUAUUAUGGUAAAUUUUUAAUUAUUUAUUUCUAGCUGUUCGUACUUUUUUUGGAUAAAUAUCUUUCAAAAACACAUAUUUUUAAGAAUAAUAAUAUUUAAGCAUAUUUUAGAAUAAUAGCAUUGUUUAUUGUACAAUAUUAUACAACAUCUUAUUCCAUAUGUUACAAAUUACAUAUAAUAUUACACAUUUUUAAACUACCUAUUAUUAAUUUAGUGGCUAUCGAAUUAGAAUAGGAACUUUAAAAUUGCUAUUUAACUGCUUUCAUUUCAAUUUUGCUACCUAGGUAUAUUUUUUGCUUAGGAUUAUCAGGUAUUAUGUAAUUUAAAAUCGAAAUGAUUUCAAAUAAAAAAAAAUAGAAAUUAAUUUUUUUAUUUUGCAAUGAAAAUACAACUAUAAUAUGUAUGGUAUGUAUACCUACAAUAUAUUACCUAAAAUUAUGAAUAAUAUUAUUUUUUUUAUUUUAACUAUAAAUAUUAACUAUAACUAUAUAUCCGUAACUAUUGUAGGAAUAUACCUAUGAUAAACGAACUAAAUACGUUAAUUUGUAUUAGGUAUACAAAAGAUUAGACAGUAGACACACGUGCACUUAUAUAAUAUAUAGGUAAUGUAUCUACAAAAAAUGCAUUAGUUAUCACUUAUUUUAUAGAAUAUAAUAUACAAUUUUCAAUAUUAUUAUUAUUUCAAAAGUAAACAUAUAUUACAUUACCUAGUACUUACAUAUUUACCACGAUUUAAGAUAGUAUGGUUGCACCACAGAUUUCUAUAUAGUACUAGAUACUACUUCUAUAGUUCUAUAUAUUGUAAGCUCCCGUCAAUUGGGGGAGAUAGCGUUAUGGGUCUAUGCGGUCGGGUAGCUCAGUGGUAGAGCAAUCACCCGGCGAGCGAGAGACUCGGGUUCGAUCGAUUUCCGGUCCGGUGGCUGGAUUUUUGACGUUAUUUUUACUUAUUUCCCCUGGAGAAGUUAACAAUAGUACCUAUUAGAUAGCGAACACCCGCCAUCAGUUGAAGCAUGAAGGUUGGUUGGAAUUGUGUGGUAUUUUAUAUGGUAAAUAAGAUUAGUUAUGAUUUAUUUUGUAUUGUGUUCUAUUAUUUCAAUACCUGUUGUCUUAAAAAAAUAAAAAUAUUUUACAUAAAUCAUUUUACAUUUAUUAUUUUAUCAUGAAAACCGAUGUUAUUCUUAAUACAUUUUGUGUAGUAAAUUAAAUUUCGACAAAAUGACAGCUGUCCACCUCAUUAGCUUCGUGGAUAACAAUGUAAAUUAUAUAGGAGUUCCUAAUUUAGUGCAGUUUAAAAGUCAGACCUAUAAACUAAUGGAGAGCGCAUAGAGAGAGAAAUCUCCAGACGGGAUUGUUUAAAGAGAAAAGAGGUUUUGGGCCGCUAGAGUGUGCUAAAACAUAUAGCCCAAAACAUGGUUUUUCUUUCUCAUAUGUUCAUAUGAUAUGUUUCCUCUCUAAGUUAUAUCGUCUAGAUUAACGAAUGACAGGACAGUGUGGGGAACGCUGUCCAUUUGAUUAUAGGUCUACGAUAGAAAUCUGUGGGUUGCACAUCCAUUAGUGAUUAUCAUAAUCUGACCUACAGAUUAAAUCAAAAACAAUGUUCGAUUUGCAAUCAGUGUUCCAAGCAGAUAAAAUAUUUAACUAUCAUCAUGGAUCGUAGAUGCCGGGUGAUGGGCUUGGUGGCUACGUUUUUAUAUUAUAGUCUAUCUCUAUAGUACCUUAUCUAAAAAUCUUGGGAUGAUGAGUCAAGAAUCACAAUUGAAGAUAAUAUUUUUUUAUUUCAAUAUUUCAUGAAAAUAAGAAUAUUAAAAUUUAUAUUUUACAAAGUGUUUUUAUUGUUGAGCAGUUUAAUUUUGAUUUUGCA